Messenger RNA from Coprinopsis cinerea okayama7#130, 1551 nucleotides. RefSeq names its product methionine-tRNA synthetase. The transcript has 7 exons. Gene Ontology annotation, biological process: methionyl-tRNA aminoacylation. Gene Ontology annotation, molecular function: ATP binding; methionine-tRNA ligase activity. The record is from RefSeq and is a predicted model, not a curated record. Lineage: Eukaryota; Fungi; Basidiomycota; Agaricomycetes; Agaricales; Psathyrellaceae. Bases 1 to 1551 code for a protein of 516 amino acids.
AUGCUGUUCCGCAUAUUGGACAUUUGUAUACUCUGUCGUCCCGUUAAACUCCUUGUUGGAACCGACGAACAUGGACUGAAGAUUCAGCAGGCUGCAGCGAAGGCUUCGACCGAAGUCCUCACGUUCUGCAAUGAACUGAGCCAGGUGUUCAAGGACUUGUCGAAGAAGGCUAAUAUUAGCUAUACGACGUUCUCGAGGACCACAGGCGACAACCACAAGGAGCUAGUCGCCCAAGUCUGGAGGACACUGCUUGACAAAGGGUAUAUCUACAAGGGCGAGUACGAAGGCUGGUAUUCAAUAACAGACGAAUGCUUCUACACCUCUGCCCAAAUCGUUCAGUCCCCGACAUCGACUGCCGAAAACCCAGAAUACGUCUCCAAAGAAACCGGUUCAAAGGUCGAAUGGUCGAAGGAAUACAACUACAUGUUCCGCCUGUCCAUGUUCCGGGAUGCCCUCGUCAAACACUACUCAGACCGAUCCGUCGUUCAGCCAUCGCAGUACAACUCGGUCGUACUGCAGAUGUUGGGAGCGACGGAGGACAGUUCUGGAGUCGAGCUCGCCGACAUCUCCAUCUCGCGACCUAGGUCGCGUUUGACAUGGGGAAUACCUGUCCCUAACGACCCGGAACAUACCGUCUAUGUUUGGUUCGACGCCCUGUUGAUUUACCUCUCCGGAGUGGGCUAUCAGGUGUCCGGACCCCCGGCUGUCACUGGAUGGCCACCCAAUUUGCAGGUUAUUGGAAAGGAUAUCCUCAGAUUCCAUGCCCUGUAUCUCCCGGCCAUUCUGAUGGCAUUGGGUGCCCCAUCUCACGCUGCCCUCAAAGACCUCUCCGCUACCCAAAUCUUGGAGAAAUCAGUCGGCCUUCCCAAAACGCUCCUGACACACGCCCAUUGGACCGUCUCCCAGCAGAAGAUGUCCAAGUCCGUCGGCAACGUCGUGGAUCCCAUGCAGUCGGUUGACAAGUACGGACUCGACAUUGUGCGAUUCUACCUUGCACGAGUGGGAGGGAGGUUCCGGGAUGAUGUUGACUGGUCUUUCGAGCAGCUUGAGAAACAUUCCAAAGAACUUCAGUCACUGCUGGGCAACUACCUGCUUCGAAUCACCUCUGCACGUAUAACAGCGGCAGCCGCCGCUGGGUACGAGCAACAAAGCGAAGCAUCGCCUCACGCCCUCAACCUCGAACUGGCUCGCGAAGUGGACGCCCUGCCCCGCCGAGUUCAAGAGUUGAUGAACAAUCUGGAAGUAGCUGAUGCCCUCUCCUCGAUCCUGGACGUCUUGAAGCUGGCCAACAAGGUUAUCACCGAUAUCGCCCCAUGGUCGAAGACGUGCUCUCCGGCGCUCGUUUACGAGACUCGUCGAACUGCCCUGGACACCCUGCGGGUGACCGGUAUCUGCCUGCAGCCUUUCGUCCCCGAGACGUCCGAACGGCUUCUGGAUGCGUUGGGUCUCGCUCCUGAGGACAGGACGUGGCGGAGUAUUCUAGAGCCUGCCGGGAAAGGAGAAAGAGAUAAGUGGCAGAGCCGGGACGUGAAAAGUAUUCGGUUGUUCUAA